This is a messenger RNA of Parnassius apollo (apollo), 225 nucleotides long. The record is from the annotation of a GenBank genome assembly. Lineage: Eukaryota; Metazoa; Arthropoda; Insecta; Lepidoptera; Papilionidae.
AUGGAUUAUGCCACAAACUGUGGCGGAAACCAGUCGCAUAUGCCAUUCUUGUUGGGUCGAAUGGCAGACAAAGCUGCUGUUCAUAUGAUUUCUGGGCCAUUAACCUCUAGACAAAAUACUAUGCCUCAAAUACAACCCCAGAUACUAGAUACUCCAAUUAUACCACUGGAAGAACAAUUGCAAUCUCCACCUACGCCGCAAACUAUGCUAAGAAGCUAUGCCUGA